Messenger RNA from Cannabis sativa, 1239 nucleotides. RefSeq lists its product as uncharacterized. Lineage: Eukaryota; Viridiplantae; Streptophyta; Magnoliopsida; Rosales; Cannabaceae. The record is from RefSeq and is a predicted model, not a curated record. The coding region runs from base 1 to 1239 and encodes 412 amino acids. The transcript has 5 exons.
AUGUCAGCUACGUUAGCGACAUACCACGGUGGGGAUGGUGAUGGCAGGGAUCCCCCUGAUCCUUCUAGGGUACCGUCGUCUUGCGAAGCAGUUCCACCUCCGGUCAGAAAGGGUCGUGGGGUUGCCGCAAACGCUAAUCUCGAAAAAAAAAGGAGAGAAGCUGGUAAGCCCUUACCGGUGGAGGUAGAUCUUGAAACCGGCAAAGUAGUUGGCACUGAAGCCAGCAAUUAUGUUCGAUUUCUUGGCCAACAAGUGAGCAUGUUGUGCCCGGGUGGUCAUCUAAAUUUUUCCGAUGUACCCCAACAAUACAAGGAUCAAGUGCUCAAUCGAAUCAGAUACUACUUUGAUAUCGAUGGGAAUCCCCACCGAGACCUACUUAUGGGGACUUUAUAUUCGGUGAUGGCGGAGCGGUAUAGUGAGCGAAAGACGCUCAGACACAAGCAUUUCAAACAACAUUACAAAAAACCAGAAGAUUGGGACACAGUUCUCAAAUUCCCCCCUGACUACUUGAAUACCGAGACUUGGAAACCGGUUUGCGAAUUGUUCGUUAGCGAGGCAUUUUUGAAUCGUUCAACUAAAAAUAAAUCGAAUCGGCAACUAAUGAAAUAUCCAACAACGCAAGGCACAAAAUCGUUGGCGUCCAUACGCCACGGAAUGGGGGGUACUCCUGGAGAGCAUGUAGUUGACGCAUGGAAGGAGAUCCAUGUGAAAAAACCGUCUGGAACUUUCGUUAAUGAAUUAGCUGCAAAAGAUUAUGAGGAACUGAUCAAGGAGCUUGAUAGGAAGCGACUUGAACGACAAUCCCAGAGCGAUGCGAGUGCCGAAUCCGAAUACCGAUGCGGUUAUCAGUUUGACGUAAUGGAAACAGUUCUAGGCCAAAGAUCUGACUAUCAAAGAGGCGUGGGUAAAAGGCUCAAGGGCAAAGGAAAGAAACCAAUCCCUCAAACUCAAUCAACGGUGCCUCCCCAACCAACUACUGAGAUGAUGAGCACCAUGGCAGAUAUAUUCUCAGCUAUGCGUGCCACUUGGGGGGGUAAUUUAACGCCUGAACAACGUGCCCUAAUAUUUAACCCACGCUUUGACAAUUUCGUUCAAACGUAUAGUCAAUCGCAGUCGCCUGGUGGUUCGUCUUCUCAGAGUCAUGCCGCUCCUCCGGAACAGCAACAACAACCUCCUACGCAACCACAAUUUCAGCCUUCCUCGCAACAACAAUUCCAAAAUUUGUCACGCAGAAUUUGA